CUGAUAAAACGACAUGUUUGCAUUUUGUUUGACCUAACCAUGCAGAGCGGCUGCAUGUAAGUUUGAGCCAGCGAUGUUCUGAUUUCAAGGCUAACAAAACUACAGCGAAAGAGAAGAUGCUGGCGAGCUUGAUUCGACGUUUGGAGGAGCCCGACAUUGAAGUGGUCAACUGCCAUGCAAUUUCUUUGGAUGAACAGUUCCUGGCACUUUGUGCAAACGCAGAAGAGAUUUACAUCUUUGAGCUUGUUUCAGAGCAGUACCAGCGAACGGAUGCAGUACUGGCCAAGCAUUCACAGAGGGUGACAGGGCUUGACUGGUCCUGCCAUCGGCGCUUGCUAUCCGUUUCAGAGGACCGAACUGCUUUUGUUUGGCAGCAAGACAGCGAUGGAAAAUGGAGGCCUUCCAACGUUGAGCUUAAGGCACAGCGUGCAGCUUUGUGUGCAGCCUGGUCUCCAGAUGGUGAUCGGUUUGCAGUAGGCCUUUCUUCCAAGGAUACAGCCCUUUGCUAUUGGCACGAGGAGGUGAAUUGUUGGGUGGCCAUGAAAGUGGGCAAAGCCAAAGCAGCAAUCACAGCCCUGGCUUGGCAUCCCUCAUCUCAGUACCUCGCCACAGGCUCCACUGACCGGCACUGCGUGGUCUAUGAUGUCUCAAUGUCUGAGGAGGGCGCCGGGCCUGGCUUCGGCACACCUCAGGUUACAGAAGAUGCAGGUGCAUGGAUCAACGACAUUGCGUUCAGCAAUGGCAACGUUUUGGCUUUCACCUGUCAAGAUGCAACUGUGAGAUUCAAGUCUUUGGUGGAUGGCCGUGACGCUCCGGUGGAAAAUAUCAGGUGGCGGGGUCUGCCUUUCCUAUGCUUAGCCUUUGUGGGUCGCACUCAGCUUGUCGCAUGUGGCUUCGACUAUGUGCCUGUGUUGUUCCUGCAGCGGGAUGGAGCCUGGCAGGUUGCUGGUAAACUGGACCUUGGAGCUGCAGUUCCGAGCAGCGGCCCUGGUGGAGUGCGAGAAUCCUAUGAUGAAGCGCGGAAACGCUUUCGCCCCACAAGCAGCGGCAAGGCAGCCACCUCGGAACAUAGCAAUACCAUUACAUCAUGCUGCCCAUUCAAAGAUGGACGAUUCUCAACGUCCUCACUAGAUGGCACAGUUAUUGUUUGGGAGCUUUCGUGACUGAGGGGCUUGCUUCCGUCAUAGCCCUCUCAGCCAGUGGCUUGCUUGGAGAAAA
Cladocopium goreaui is the source of this 1218-nucleotide messenger RNA. Lineage: Eukaryota; Dinophyceae; Suessiales; Symbiodiniaceae. The record is from the annotation of a GenBank genome assembly.